UUUUUAAUGAAUAAUAGAAUAAUAGCAAAUAGCAGUUCAAUAAUAAUAUAACUAAUAUAAAAACCACCUUUAAAAUAUAAGUUACCAAAUAUUAGAGUUAAAUUUCAAGCAAUAAAGAAUUGUAGAAACACGAUGAAAAUAACAGUUGAAUUCAGUGGAGGAGCUGAACUAUUAUUUAACAACAAAAAAUCCCAUGAUGUCGACCUGCCUGAUAAAGAUACAAAUUGGACCAUAGCCAACUUGUUACUCUGGAUAAAGGAUAAUUUAUUACAAGAAAGACCCGAACUUUUUCUGCAAGAUAAUUCUGUACGCCCUGGAAUACUUGUUUUGGUUAACGAUACCGAUUGGGAACUAUUGGGAUGUCUCGAUUAUAAAAUUGAACCGAGGGAUAAAAUAAUUUUUAUAUCAACAUUGCACGGUGGGUAAAUUUAACUUGUUUUUAUUAACAUUGUGAUAAUUUUAUAACAAUAAAUCUAAGUGGAAUCUACACUUCCGGGUACACUCGAUAAAUCGUCUUCCUUAUCGUUUACUGUACUUUCAUUUGUUGAUACAGGAUCAUCCUUUUUCUCCAAGUCAUCGGUAAUAGCCAAUAAAUUGUACUUUUUAUAGUUCACAAACUCCGGUACAACUCCUAAUAAAGCGAUUCCUUUAAUAACCUCAACGAUCACCGAAACAUUCGGAACCUUCAAGUCUACUUUGUUAGCAGCGUUCACUUGAAAUACUGUUUCAGCUACGGCUUUUAUCACCUCGUCUCUAUUCAAAUUGUUGUUAUUUCUGUGAUUGUACACCACAGAAAACGUAGUGGGAUUCUCCUUAAAAUACCUCUCCGCCAAAGGCUUAAAAGCAGCGCAAAUGUCUUUUAUGUAAGCUUUGCAGGUCACCUCGAUCGGGACCAGUCUUAUUAAGAACUUUGUCUGCUGUACACCGGUACUUUUUAAUUCGCAAACAAUACUGUGGGCCAGCUUCACGGGAUCGUCCAAGGUGGUUUUUAUGAAUAGAAAGUUGUUAGCUCCGGAUUCGACUUGUUGGAAUCGUUUUUUUCUGUUUCUGAUCGAGAGUAGUUCGUUCGUCAAGGCUUUCUCGAUGUCCCCUUCGUCUGCCUCAUUUUCGUUAGUUGUUGCUUCUGUUGGGUAGAGCUUGUCGGCGUAUUUGUUCAACAAAUUGUAGGCCUCUCGGAUGCAAUCCUUUUCCCUGUUGUUGCAACUGCACAGGAACCCUUUCAAGUUCACUUCUAAACUGGAUUUGCUGAUUUUGUUCUUGUAGAAUUUGUGUUUAGGUUUCUGUAUAGUACUCAUUGUUUACCGAUGGUUAGUUGAUAAUACGUGUUGUAAUUCAUAAAUUAAUAUUUCUGUAUGUUGAUAAAUAACAACAUAACCUUAAAAAUG
Messenger RNA from Phyllotreta striolata, 1385 nucleotides. Lineage: Eukaryota; Metazoa; Arthropoda; Insecta; Coleoptera; Chrysomelidae. The record is from the annotation of a GenBank genome assembly.